ACGUGAAGUGAGACGAGUUUUUCAACCGGUGUGGGAUGAAAUUGAGCGCUAAUAAAGUGCACUUCUUUACCACUCGGAACAGUUAAAAGUCAUUUAAUUCUUCGUAAUAAUUUUGGAUUUCAGAAAAAUAAUUAACUGACUGGUUUUUUGACUUAUUCCGCUUCUGUAUUGGACACUGAUUUACCACCACUAGCAUAAAGUCUUCUUAAGUGGUUUGGUGUUGUGCCCACCACCACACCAUUUGCAGGAUGAUGGAUCCCAAGUUGACAGCGGAAAUAUUAGCAACCUGCGACUCGAUCGGCUACUCGGACGACGACAAGUACUACAAGGAUCCCUCUUGCCUCGAAUGUGUCAAGGAUUUGGUUCUCUAUCUCCGCCGGGAUGAUGAUGACCACUCCGUCCGCCGCCUCUUGGGUCGAGCACAAGUCGUUCAGCGAGAUUUAUUACCACUUCUCAAGCACCAUUCCGACGAUCUCGAACUUUACGAUGUUAUCCUUCGCCUCCUCGUAAACUUGACGCAUCCCGCGUUGCUCCUGUAUGAUGAAGAAGUCCCCAAAAACAAGACAUAUCUCAGCCACUAUUUGGAAAUCGAGGAAAACCUGCGCUCCUACAAGGGCGCCUUUGUCGAUAAAAAUCUCUGGAAAAGGCUCACCGACCGAUUAAGACAUUUACUCAAUUUGGACUGGGACAAGCAAAUGCAGGAUGAUAAGGCCGCCCUGGAGAGAAUCUUGGUCCUCAUCCGAAACAUGUUGAUGGUGCCGGCCGAUCCGAAAGAAGAGAAAAGAACGGAUGACGAAAAUUCUCUGCAUGACAGAGUCCUGAUGGUCAUGCACUUAUCGGGGAUUGAGGAUCUCCUCCUUUUCGUCGCGUCGUCCGAAACCACGCGAGAAUAUUGUUUGCACGUGCUGGAGAUUAUUUCGCUCAUGUUGAGAGAACAGACGGGGGAACAAGUGGCGAAAACGCAGCUCGUUCGGAAUGAAGAAGAUCGUGUGAAGGAUGAGAGGGAAUUGGUGAGGAUUCGGGAGAAGGAGGCGUAUGUGAGGAAUCUGGAGGUGCAAAAGGCUUCCUCGAGGCAUUCGAGGUUUGGGGGGACGUUUACCGUGCAGGGGAUGAAGGGGCCGAGUGGGAAGGACCUGUUGUGUCAUAAACCGAUAACGUCAACGGCGGAUUUGAGUCUGGAUAAGACGAAGAAGACGAAGCGGACGGCGAGCAAUAGGAUGCCGGUGAGGGGGGAUGAUCCCGUGAGGAGGUCGACGGUGCCGGUGAGGAUUAUAUUGAAGGAGUUUUGUGGGGAGUUUUUGGACGUGGCGUAUAACCCGUUGAUGAGCGUGGUGAAGGAUAACAUUAGUCGGGGGAGGAUGCAGGAUCAUGAUGAGACUUAUUAUUUGUGGGCGAUGAAUUUUUUCAUGGAGUUUAAUCGAUUUGAUAAGUUUAAAGUGAGCUAUGUGAGUGAGACCAUGUCCACCAACGCUUUCCACUACGUCCAAACCCAACUCGACCAGUACCACUCGAUGAUGGUAACAGACAAAGAAAAUAUCCCGUACUGGUCGAAACGAGCCCACAUGGCUCUGAAAGCCUACCAAGAACUAUUAUUUACCCUCCUCUGGAUGGACAAAUAUGGCUCCGAAGCAGUCAAGGAGUCGUCCCGAGUCAUUAAAAGCAACGUUUUCUACAUGCCGGAAUACCGAGAGCUGUGCUUCUCUCUUUUGAACAGUUUCGACCCCGUGAAACUAUCCAAACUCUACCUGAAAGACUUGGUCGAGACGAAUCACUUGUUUCUCAAAAUGUUAGAAGAAUAUGCGACUUCCUCCUCUCGCAAAAUUCUUGUCAAGACGAAAGGACAAAAGCGAAAAAAGAUGAAGCGAUCUGGAAACAAAAAGGGGGCAAAAAAAUCGCGAAAAACAAUUCCCAAGGAUGACGAAGAACUCGACGAGCUUUGGAGCACCGUUUGCCACGACAUUCUUGAAUCUGUUGAAUCCUCCGUUGGUCCCAGUGAUGAGGCCGAGAAUGUGAUUCCUUUUGAUGCCGCGUCCGAUACUCCGAUAGAGGAGCAGAAGGUGACCGCUGUGGAAAGAAUUUCCGUUUUUCUCCAUACCAGAAAGUACAAGGAGGCUUUUGUCUUGUUGAAAGCGUCGCGAGAGGUUUGGCCAGAUUGCAGGGAGGAAUUUGGCGAACAAGGGCUGGAUCCGGUGGAUGAGACGCUCGUUCUGAAGGGCAUUUUCAUGAGGAAAGGAACCCUAUCAGCGGCAAAUGCUGCGUUGCGAGAGUUGGAGGAUCAAGAGGAAUCUAAUCAGGAAGAGGAGGAGGAGGAGGAAAAUGAGGAAGAAAUUGAAGAAGAGCCAGAGGUUCGCCAGUCUUCAAAGGAACAGGAAUUUGAUUUCUUUGGAUUCGCUCUCAAAUACGCUUGUCCAAAAAUAGUCUGCAAUUACGGCCGGCUGUUCAAGGACUUUGAAACCCUGAAAUCUUUCACGCUCCACUGCAUCAUGAAAAUGUUUCAUCGAUUCGUUUUUCAAAUGGAUUAUCCCGCUUUGAUCUGCCAAGCCUCAAUUUUUCGGACGUUUCAAAAAAUCUUGAAAGUUGCAAAGCACCAACCGGAAUUGAAGGAAGCUGUGAAAUUCUUUUACCAUUUGUGGCCCAAGUUUGUCACGCUGUGUCGAAGAAAUAAGACAAUGUUUGUGGAGCUUUUCUUUUGGAAGACGGCACAAGAAGCGCAAGAAAUUCAGGACGGAUAUGGAACCACGUACAAGUCGACGUCGUCCGCACCAAACGGCAAAAGUGACAAGUCCAGUUGGACAAGUGACGAAGAAAACGAACUCGUACUGCUUGGUGAAGAGUAUAACGCGCUGCCGGAUGAGGUUAAGCGUGCAACAAAGAUUGUCGAAUGGAUUAAAGAGAGGUGGACUGGGCGUGAAAAAAGCAAGAAGAUGAUGAUCAGCAAGUUGGUCGAGAAGGAGUUAAUGGAUUCUGCAGCUCAGUCCAGAGUUCGACGAGCCCCGAGGAUUUGGCAGGAUGACGAAUUGGAAAAAUUGGCCGAGUUGUAUCGAGAAUUUAAAGAUUCUAACGACAUCAUGACUCCAAUUGUGGAUGGCAUGCCGCUUAAACGAAGCAAAAAGAGCAUAAUUGACAAGAUGGUGGAAGUAGGAUUAAUCCGCGACAAGUCAGAAGUGAAGAAAAAGAGGGUUCGUGGUGCUAAGAGGAACCAACGAAUUCAAGAUUUGAAUCGAACCAAUGACGAUGAUGAAGGUGCCGAAACAGAAAACUUGGAGGAGAGACGACCAGCCUCGUCAAGAUCUACACGUAGCGACUCGUCUUCUUCUUCCUCUUCUGACUCUGACGAUUCCGAUGCUGCUGCUGGAAGUGAAAGUGAACCUGAAGAAGAACAGCAGCAAAGCAGCAGCCGUAGUAAUAACAACUUUGAUGCAGAGAAAGCCUCCCAACAUGCUCGGGAUCUGUUGGCCGUGGAAGAAAUGCUGCCUCCUCUCCGGUGGGUUCUCCAGUCUCUAAUUCAGUUCAAGGAGGACUUGAUUGAGUUUGGAGAUUCUGAUGACGCCGUUCCUCUCGUUCCGAUUGGGAGUGCUUGUAUUUCGGCCAUUUCCAAAUCAAAUAUGAAAGCCUUUCUCAAAUCCCUGGGGUUUGAUCCACCUGGAAUUCAGGAAGCAUUUUGGCGAAUUCCUGGUUCUUGGGGUCAGUUAUUGGUGCAAUUAAGAAUUGAUCUUCUAACUAAAGUUAUCAACACUGCUGAUAAGAACCCGGGAGAAGUAACGACAAAGAGUACGAAAAAACUGCCCGAAUCUUCUGAACCUGAAGACGACAACGAGGUUCCAGAAAGUCGGGUAGAUUCAGACAUGUUGUCACAAGCUUCAAAUAUUUCUGAUCCUCGAACUCCUACAAAAUCUCAACCAACGACGAGUCAGAGCUCAAAGAAGUCGCCAAACCGGUCCAGAAUUCGUACUUCUUCCAGCUCGUCUUCAUCCUCUUCUUCGUCAUCUUCAUCUUCCUCGUCAUCAUCUACAGGAAUAUCCAGCACGCAGUCUUCUCAAGUGUCUAAACUAUCGACUAAAACCAAUACUUCCGUUUUGACGGGAAAAAAUAACAAGAGUCCAACUCAAACUCCAACACCGACUCCAAAACAACCGAAGAAAAGUAUGAAACGAAUUGUAAUGGAUUCCGAUUCGGACGGCGAUGAACCAAUCAUGACCGCGUACACGUCCGAUAUUGAAAAUUCUCCCGUGAAGCAGACUAAUUCCUCACGAGUUCUGCUGGAUUCUGACGACGAUGACGAAGGACCACCCGCAGUGAAAGCAAAACCAAGAGUGUCAAGAAUUGUGGAUAGUGACGGUGAUGAUUAAAAGUUUUUAUUAAUUUUUACGCAGUUGAAAGUUCACUGAUUGCUACAUACGAAAGAUUCAUUCAAUAAAAUUUGACAAAAUGUUUAUUAAAAAUUA
Molecule: messenger RNA, 4445 nt
Organism: Folsomia candida
Lineage: Eukaryota; Metazoa; Arthropoda; Collembola; Entomobryomorpha; Isotomidae
Product: protein timeless homolog
Exons: 13
Coding region: 249-4349 (1366 amino acids)
Biological process (GO): DNA repair; replication fork arrest; DNA replication checkpoint signaling
Cellular component (GO): replication fork protection complex
Molecular function (GO): DNA binding
Source: RefSeq, a predicted model, not a curated record